Colias croceus (clouded yellow) is the source of this 2583-nucleotide messenger RNA. RefSeq lists its product as uncharacterized. The coding region runs from base 1 to 2583 and encodes 860 amino acids. The transcript has a single exon. Lineage: Eukaryota; Metazoa; Arthropoda; Insecta; Lepidoptera; Pieridae. The record is from RefSeq and is a predicted model, not a curated record.
AUGUCGCCGCCUACUAUGGAACAAAGUGGAUAUUUAAGCACAUUGGAAGACUUAGCUAGCACUUUACAAAAAACACAAACUAAUUUAAAGAAGUGUCCUAAGCAGCGAUUAACGGAAGGGUAUAUCACAGCGCGAUUGCAGACAAUUGAAGAAUAUUGGGCAUCGUUUAAGCAAGCUCACAACGGUCUUGUUAAGUGUACGCCACGGGAACAGAAGGGAGUAUUGACAUACUUCCUUAACGAAGAAUAUUACUUAUAUGAAGAUUUGUAUCUAAACUUAGAAGCCGACUUACGGGAUUUAUUAAUUAAAUUGAAACAACUGAAUCAAUCCGCUCCGCCGUGUGAUAUGUCAAUAGCAUGCGUAGAAGGUCAACAAUCGGUUUCUAAGUUACCCAGGAUACAAUUGCCAACUUUUUCGGGAAGAUAUGAAGACUGGCCCUCUUAUCAAGAUUUAUUUAAAGCGCUCGUUCAUGACACUUCAUUAGGGGAUGUACAGAAAUUACAUUAUUUGAAAACAAGUGUAUGUGGUGAAGCCGAGAUGUUGUUAAGAAAUAUACCUAUUACCGGGUCGAAUUAUAAACAAGCGUGGGAUACAUUAAAGGGGCGAUUUGGAAACAAAAAGAUGAUAGUUACUUCUAUUUUAAAAAGAUUAUUUAACCAAAAGAAAGUAGUGAACCAGUCUGCAAGUCAAAUUAAAGCGAUAUUAGAUACAACAACAGAGUGCAUACAGAGCCUUAAUAAUUUGAAUAUUAACACCGAUUCUUGGGAUCCUAUAAUAAUAUUUCUGGUGGGGCAGAAGUUGGAUACAGAGUCGUUAAAGGACUGGGAGGAACUUACACACAAGGAUGGAAGUGAUGAACUAUCUACAUGGUCAGAACUGAAGAAGUUUCUUGAAGCUAAGUUUCGUACACUUGAACUUGUCACGCCAGUAACAACAUCUACUAGGGAGAAACCUUCAACAUAUAAGUCACAUCACGCCACAGUCGAAGACGGCCGCCGGGAUAUUUAUCAAACACCACGAGUUCAUGUUUCACCGGUAUUAUGUACAUAUUGCAAGGGUGAGCACUACAUAUUCAACUGCAAGGAAUUUGUGAAUCAGUCGGUUGAUGCGCGACAAGAGUUUGUGAAGAAGAAUUAUUUAUGUUACAAUUGCCUUCAACCGAAUCAUAAUGUAUACCGAUGUAAACAAAGGAAAACAUGUCGAGUUUGCGGAAGAAAACAUCAUUCACUUUUACAUAAAUUUAGACUGACACAUACGGACGAAGAUGAACAACCACAACCAGAACAAAACAUCACAACAGCACACUUCUCUAGAGAACAACCCGAUCAACAAGUAUUGUUAGCGACAGCACAAGUUAUGGUCAAAGCGAAGAACGGUUACACACACAUGCUUCGUGCUUUAAUUGAUCAGGGAUCAGAGGCCACAUUCGUUUCUGCGAGAGCAGCGGCACUUUUGGGUUGUACAAAAUCCAAAAUCAACGGUGUAGUCUCAGGAGUGGGAGAAGGUAAUCGUAUACAAAUACAACAUCUAGUCGAUCUCGCAGUUUCGUCACGAUGGAAAGAAGAAGAUGAUAGUAUUGAAGUCAGGGCUUACAUUCUCAAGACUAUUUCAACAAGUAUGCCCUCAACACACAUCAAGACGAACUGUUCAGAGCUCCAAAUGUUACCAUUGGCUGACCCUACCUAUCAUACACCAGGAAGAAUUGACAUGUUGUUGGGAGCGGAUGUCUAUUGCAAAAUUAUAGAAGAAGGAUUGGUAAAAUUGUCAGAUGGGUUAGUGGUGCAGAAAACACGUUUGGGAUGGAUUAUAUCAGGUCGAAGAGAUGGAAAGAUUAUGGAUAACAAUAUAUUAACACUACAUAUAACAAGAAUGGUUGAAGAAGAUAAUGAUUUACUUAGAAGGUUCUGGGAAAUAGAAACAGAUGUCUACAAAAAGAAGAAGAUUCAAACAAAAGAAGAAGAACUAUGUGAGGAGAUUUACAAGAAUACAACAAGAAGAGAUUCAACAGGACGAUAUGAAGUACAUUUACCGUUAAAACAAAGUAUAGAAGACACGAUUAAAUUAUGUGGAAAAACAAAAGAGCAAGCUAUGAGAAGAUUUACACAACUAGAAAAGAAAUUCGAAAGAGAUAAGAAGUUGAAAAUAGAAUAUACAAAGGUUAUACAUGAAUACAAGGCAAUGGGUCACAUGAAACAGGUAAAGAAUGUCAAUAACGAUAAUGCUAUUUAUCUGCCGCAUCAUGCAGUAAUACGUGAUGACAAAGAAACGACGAAGGUACGAGUCGUCUUUGAUGCAUCGGCUAAAGGUUCUAAUGGCUAUUCAUUAAAUAAUUGUAUGAUGAUUGGACCUGUGUUACAGCCAGACCUCAGAAGUUUAAUUAUAGCGUGGCGAAUGCAUAAGAUAUGUGUUGUGGGGGACAUCGUUAAGAUGUAUAGAAUGAUCAACAUGACUGCUAAACAUACACCUUUACAACGCAUCUUAUGGCGAGAUAAUCCUCAUGAUCAAAUUGAAGAAUAUGACCUAACAACUGUAACCUUUGGUACAGCAGCAGCUCCUUAUUUGGCUGUGCGAACUUUAAUAUAA